CCCACAGAAAAAGCGACCACGCAAACACCAACUGCAGCGACGAUCGUGCUUGACUUGUGGUGGUCGUGGUGUUUGAGAGUCAGUCGAGUCGGACAGACAAAAGCACACAGGCAAGAAGGAAGAAGAAGAAGACGACGACAACAACGAUGACCGCGACUGCUGCUGUGAAGGUGGCCGUGGCCACGGUGGCCCUGCUGCUCGUCUGCAGCUCCACUCGAGUGGAAGGCGGAAGGCUGAGGGUGUACGCCAAGAGUGGCAACAUCCCAUGGAGCGAGGAUCGGGACAUCUUCAGCGAUGCAGAUGUGGCUGUGAGGCUUCGAGUGGAAGGAGUGACAGACUACAUGAACACAAGAGAGAUCGAGAGCAACAGCCCAACAUGGAAUCAGUGGCUGGAUUUUGGGCGACCGGACAUUGGGCCCUCGGGAACGGUGCGGGCGCAAAUGUGGGACACGGACAAUAGCUUUUUUGAUUCAACCGAUGACUUGAUUGCCGAAGACACGUUCAGCUUCUCGUUCAGCGGAUGCAGCAAGCAAACGCGGUCCUUUCGGUUGAGCAAAGACAUCUACAUCACGGUUUGGUUCCCGUUUGUUGGCAACACCCGCUUCAAACUUGGCACGACCACGUUUGACUUUGACCUCGAAUACACCCCAACCAACCUGUGUUCGACGUCAUACUGCGAUGCGACCUCGACCACAUGCUCCUGUAACUCCGACAACAGUGCAACGUGCUCCUGCAAGAGCGGGUACACCUAUGUUGAUGCACGGCGUUGCCAAGAGCGCAACAUCUGCACCAACAACGCCAAACGUUGCGACCUCUCCUCCACCACGUGCCGCAAGACGGGUCCAGGCACGGCCGAGUGCGACUGCAAGGCCGGCUACCGCCGCAGCACCUCCAUCUCAUGUGCCGCCAUCAACCCGUGCAGCGACAACCCCAACAUCUGUGGCAGCAACUCCCAGUGCUCCAUGACGGGACCGGGCACGUACAGAUGCACGUGUGAGGAUGGCUUCUCCUCGUCGACACGCGACAACAAGAACUGCAGGCCUAUCGACAGGUGUGAGCUGAACACGGACACAUGCAGCGGCAAUACCAUCUGCGAAUACCUGGGACCCAACAGGUUCAAGUGCACGGAGUGCCCCGACGGCCACAAGGCGACGGACGACGAAUGCAAGCAGAUCAACCCCUGCAUGGAGAACGAAGGCAUCUGCGGCGACAACGCACGCUGUGAAUUUGCCGGACCUGGCAAGUACGCGUGCAUGUGCGCGAGUGGAUACGAGCACAACUCGCCCACAGAUAAGUGCACACCCAUCAACCGCUGCGAACAGACACCAGGCCCUUGCGGCGACAACUCCAAGUGCUCUCCAACAGGUCCCGGCACAUACACGUGCCAGUGUGAGCAAGGGUACGAGUCCGAUGACAAUGCCCAGACGAACUGCUCGCCUAUCAACCCGUGCGACACGAACAACGGCGGGUGUGGUUCCAACUCCCAAUGCGAUCACACGGGACCAGGCACGCGCAGGUGCACGUGCGACGCUGGCUACAGAAGCACCUCCAACGACGGAGCAAACUGUGUGGAGAUUGACCCGUGUGUCACCGACAACGGAGGCUGCGGCGAUGCAAGCACCACCCUGUGCACCAAGACGGGCCCGAACGAGCGCGAGUGCAGCUGCAGGGACGGAUUCACGUCGGAGACGGGGCGCGACUGCAUCUGGAUCAACCCAUGCGUCAACGAGGACUACGGCGGCUGUCUGCAAGCAACAGAGAUCUGCAUGAACACCGGCCCCAAUGAGAACAAGUGCGAGUGCCGCACCGGCUUUGAGUUUGAUCAAGAAACCGGACACUGCCAGCGCCCCAAGUGCGGUGACGGGCCGGCGUGCCCAGAGUUUGCGUCGUGUCAGGACGGCACGUGCGUGUGCAAGGGGAGCCUGCGGUUGGUCGAGACAGACACGGGUGACCUGGCCUGUGCCCCAACAACCACCACCACAACUACCACCACAACCACAACUACCACCACUACCACAACUACCACCACUACCACGACCACCACAACCACAACUACCACCACAACCACAACCACGACAACUUCCACCACCACAACCACAACUACCACCACAACCACAACCACGACAACUUCCACCACCACAACCACGACAACUUCCACCACCACUACCACUACCUCGACUACAAGCACAUCAACAACCACAUCAACAACCACGACGAGCACCGCCAAGGAGGACAAGACAACCGCAGCCCCGGACACGACAACAACAGCAACAACCACGACUCCGAACAGCCAGGAAUCGACAACGAGCAAGACUGAUACAACUACGCCAGGCCAAACCACCACCAACGAUGCUGUGGACACCACCACCACCACCACAACAACAACAACAACAACAACAACAACAACAACAACAACAACAACAGACACUGCUACUGCUACUGCCACGACUGCCACGGCCAAUGCCACUGCUGUGCCUGGCGGCAACGGGACGACGAGCGGCUCACCCGCGGUUGUGCGACCAACGGCAAGCGGGCCCGGGUCCCCGUCUGCAUCGAGCAACAGCAACACGGCAAAGGCCACGAUGUGGGGCGCUGUGGGCGGCUCUGCGGGGCUGAUUGUCGUCAUUGUCGUUGUGGUUGUCGUGGUGGUGGUGUCCCGUCGCCGUCGCAGCGGCAGCAGCAGCAGCAAGGCGUCGUGGGAUGCGCCACGCGUGUCGCACGUCAACCCAAUCUUCUCCGCGCCGCCCCCGGCCAACGGGCUGUACGACACGGUUGAGCCCGCACCAGAGGGUGGCCGUUUGAUGGUCAACACCAACUACGAGGACACCAGCGCCCUGCGUGGCCCUGGUGGUAUGUAUGCGCUUGGUGAUGCUGAUGAGGAGGGCAACUACCAGACGCUGCCUGCGUUUGGCGAUGAGGAUGCGGACAUGACCACGUCUGGCUACCAGGAUGUGGCCGGUUACGACUACGGCAAUGAUGCCAUGCAUGAGGGUGGCUACGCCGAUGUGGCGCCCCGCACGCCCACCCAAGCAGUCGUGCACGAGCCUGGCUACGCUGAUGUUGGCGGCAUUGCCGUGGUGCACGAGCACGGCUAUGGCGAUGUUGGUGGCCCCGCCACGCACGAGCCCGGGUACGCAGACGUGGACCCAGAGUCGACGUACGACACCCCGCGGCACACCGCACGCCCGGCUUACGACAACGUCGCGCGCUCGUCAGGCCCGCUGUACGAUGUGCCGAAGCGCGAUGCAGACGCCACGUACGACAGCGUCACGCUUGGCUCGCCCACGUACGACAACCCGCGCGUGAUCAACCUGGCUGCCGACACCGCGACGUACGACAACCCGCGUGUUGUGCUGGACGACAACGCAGAGUACGACCUACCACGCCGCGCGCCCAAGGGCAAGGCGGGCAAGGAGAAGGGCUUUGGCUUUGACGAUGACAUGGACGUCUGAGGAUGAGCAACAGACAACUAGCACCGUGGCUGUCGUUGUCUGUGCCCUGUCGUUUGCUUCUUGUUUAUGGUGGUUUGUGCUUUGUUGCCUUGUGGUUUUGGUUUGCGUUGGUGCUUUUGGUUUACGUUCGUGUUAUCGUUCGCGUUCGCGUUGUCGUUCGCGCUUGUUGUGCUUUGGCUCGUUGUUUUCGCUCGUUUCCUCCAUCCCCCUUAGCUUCAACUCAAGUUGCCAAUUGGCUGUUAUGGCCUCGCUUCUUCUUCUUCAUCAGUUCAUCUCCGGCCCACUUUGACUUUGGUUAUGCUACGCUUCUUGUGACACUUUGGUUUUGCUGGAUCACCACCUCUUCUCCCCCUCCCGACUUGCUCGUGAUGGGCAUUGUGCUGGGUAUCACAGUGCACGCGAUAUUCCGUGUUUGUGUGUUGGUUUUGUUUGCGUUCAUUUUUUUGUGGCUUGUGUGGUCUGGUUUUGAUUUGGCUCACUUUGCUCAUUUCAUGCACGAGGCAAGUGCUUUGCGUUCACCUCCCUCGCUUGCCUUGCCUGUGGGUGCUGUUGUCGUGAGUUUGAUUGAACAGAGCAUGCAUCAUCACGACUGUAUGUCAAAACAAGCAAGAGACCGCCGCCGCAAUCAAACCAGGUUGCAGCAUCAUAAAAAGUAGCCGAAUG
Molecule: messenger RNA, 4115 nt
Organism: Salpingoeca rosetta
Lineage: Eukaryota; Choanoflagellata; Craspedida; Salpingoecidae
Exons: 14
Coding region: 147-3452 (1101 amino acids)
Molecular function (GO): calcium ion binding
Source: RefSeq, a predicted model, not a curated record